Molecule: messenger RNA, 1473 nt
Organism: Jaculus jaculus (lesser Egyptian jerboa)
Lineage: Eukaryota; Metazoa; Chordata; Mammalia; Rodentia; Dipodidae
Product: sperm motility kinase X-like
Exons: 2
Coding region: 1-1473 (490 amino acids)
Biological process (GO): intracellular signal transduction; protein phosphorylation; microtubule cytoskeleton organization
Cellular component (GO): cytoplasm
Molecular function (GO): ATP binding; tau-protein kinase activity; protein serine/threonine kinase activity
Source: RefSeq, a predicted model, not a curated record
AUGGAGGGGGACCAGAAGGCCAAGUCCCCUGAUGAAGAGGAGGCCAUCACUUCUGAUUACCAGAUUUUACGUAAACUGGGUCAAGGCGGUUUUGCUGAGGUCAAUCUUGCAUGUCACCUGCGUACAAAUAUUUGUGUGGCUGUCAAAAAGGUGAAAAAGGACAAAGGCUCUGUAAUUGAAAAUGAACUAUUUGCCUUGAAAGCCAUGGAUCAUCCCAACAUUGUCCGACUGUACAGCGUAAUUAACACACAGCAGUUUACGUAUAUGGUCAUAGAGAACGCUCCAGGAGGAACCCUACUGAAUCAUGUGCUCAUAGCGGGCACACUGGCAGAGGCGGAGGCCCAGAGACUGUUUUCUCAACUAGUGUUGGCUGUGGCACAUUGCCAUGCCAAGGGAUUUGCCCAUCGCGACAUCAAGCCCAACAACAUCUUGCUGGAUAAGAAAAACAAUAUCAAACUCUGUGACUUUGGCCUCUCGAUUCAAACCACUCCUGGCAAGAUUCUUAAGCGAUUCUGUGGAACAACCCUUUACUGUGCCCCAGAAAUGCUAGACGGUCAGGGUUAUGAUCCCAAGAUGCAGGAUAUCUGGAGUCUGGGGAUAGUACUCUAUUUCUCAGUCUCCGGAUACCUCCCGUUUAAAGGGGUAACACGCUCUAACCUAAAAGAACAUAUCUUGGUUACGUGUAAACAAAAAGACCUUGGCCUCCCUUCAGGACUGUCAAGUGACAUAGUUAACAUCAUCCACACCCUGUUGACGGUUAACCCCAGGUUGAGGCCCGCAAUUGAUGCCAUCAAGACCCACCCUUGGUUGACGUUUGGUGGAAAACCUGCCCAGCCCCCCUGCAAAGACACACUCGUGGACAGCGCUCACCACCGCAUUUCUCUCCUGAUGAGCAUCCUGGGCUACAGUGCCGACGCGCUCACGCAGGCGCUACACGACAAGACCUACGACAGCGUGAUGGCCGCGUACUUGAUCUUGAAGUACGAAAGUCCCUGGGGAGAACAUGCUGAAGGGCAAAGUGCAUCGAGGUUCUCUAGUGGUGUGGUUAGGACCCUGCUGGGAAGACCGGUCAGCGAAGGUGCCCGCCCUACACUCGCCAUAUCUGCCAAGCCACACGGCCAGAAAGCCACUGGUGACAGGCAGAAGCACAGCUGCCCUGACAUCUGUGCCCCACAGCCUGACUGUGCUGUGCCCGAGGUGAGCGGUUCUGCCGAGCCCAGCAGCAGCUUGUCUGGAAGCAAUGCACUACCAGUGGACACAUCAGCUCCUGUCUCCUCCAGUGUGCCCUCAGAGUAUGAGACCUCCAUGUUCCUACAAGCCGAGGCUGACUGGCCCUGUGUCAGCUUUCUCCUGCAGACUGGGCAGAUUUCUCAUCUCACGAAGGUGGCCCUGACUCUGCUAAAGGAUGACGUCUCCGACCAGGCCCGAGGAGAGACCGAGGCCCUGCAGGAGGUCGAUGGUAUUCAGUGGUGA